AAGUCAAAGGGGAAUCAACUGAAAUUCUAAAACGCGAUAAUCGGUUGUUGGUUCCACCUUGCUACCAAUCAACGCCAGCGCAGGCCCAACGCUAAUUCCACCUCCUUAUUUUCUUCUUCUUCAUCAUUAGAAAUUCCCUUUUUUCCCCAAAUAAUUUUUUUUAGGAAUUAACCUUUGAGAUUUUGAAUAAUGUAUCCGCCGCCAGGGCCAGGAGGCAUGUACUACAAUUACCCGCCGCCUAUGCUGGUCAACUGCUCCGGCUGCCACACCCCUUUGCAGCUUCCGCAAGGUGCCCGAUCCAUCCGUUGUGCCAUCUGUAAAGCCGUUACCAACAUCGCUGACCCUCGAUCCCUCCCUCCCGCGUCCCAACCACCUGCUCCUUCCACCCACGCGCCUCCUUCUCCCUCCCCUUACAAUCAUGCUCCUCCCGGGGCACCUCCCCACGCCCACGGUCGAAAAAGGGCGGUGGUCUGUGGGAUUUCGUAUAGAUACUCGAGGCAUGAGCUCAAAGGUUGCAUCAAUGACGCCAAGUGCAUGCGUUACCUUCUCGUCAACAAGUUUAAGUUUCCCGAGGAUUCCAUUCUUAUGCUCACAGAAGAAGAAACUGAUCCCUACAGGCUUCCAACGAAGCAUAAUAUAAGGAUGGCAUUAUUUUGGUUAGUACAAGGUUGUCAACCUGGUGAUUCUCUGUUAUUUCACUAUUCCGGUCAUGGUUCACGGCAACGAAAUUACACUGGUGAUGAAGUUGACGGCUACGAUGAGACUCUUUGCCCUUUGGAUUUUGAAACUCAAGGGAUGAUUGUUGAUGACGAGAUCAAUGCAACUAUUGUUCGACCUCUACCUCAUGGUGUUAGGCUUCAUGCGAUUAUUGAUGCUUGCCAUAGUGGAACUGUAUUGGAUUUACCAUUCCUUUGUAGAAUGAAUAGGACUGGACAGUAUGUAUGGGAGGACCAUCGUCCUGCAUCAGGUUUGUGGAAGGGAACAAGUGGUGGAGAAGUGAUCUCCUUUAGUGGUUGUGAUGAUGAUCAAACCUCUGCUGAUACAUCUGCCCUAUCAAGGAUUACAUCUACCGGUGCCAUGACAUUCUGCUUCAUCCAAGCCAUCGAAAGGGGGCAUGCAGCUACAUAUGGGAGCAUUCUCACUGCAAUGCGCAAUGCGAUUCGAAGUGUGGGGAGUGGUGGAGGUGGCGGUGACUUUGGUGGUGGUGCUGUUACAUCCCUCAUCAGCAUGCUUUUGACAGGUGGUAGCACUGUUGGACUUGGUGGGUUGAGGCAGGAGCCGCAGUUGACAGCAUGCGAACCGUUCGAUGUUUAUAUGAAACCUUUCUCCCUUUGAUAAAUUUUUAAAAUAAGAAUUUGUUAUAUGCUAUUUGUAAAUUGAAUUUAUUUAUAUUUCUGGAUAAGGGGUUGGAUUUCAUUUGUGUUCCCAAAGUACAUUGGUUGAACAAGAAUUUUCUGGGUUCCUCUCAUUAUAUUUAACAAAUCUGGAUUACAUCACCUGCAAUUAAUAAAUACAUGUUUCUUCAUUUGUACAA
This is a messenger RNA of Gossypium raimondii (Peruvian cotton), 1534 nucleotides long. Its product is annotated as metacaspase-1. Gene Ontology annotation, biological process: proteolysis. The record is from RefSeq and is a predicted model, not a curated record. Gene Ontology annotation, molecular function: cysteine-type endopeptidase activity. NCBI's taxonomy places the organism in Eukaryota, Viridiplantae, Streptophyta, Magnoliopsida, Malvales, Malvaceae. Bases 190 to 1335 code for a protein of 381 amino acids. The transcript has 5 exons.